GCCACCGCUACGCUACAGGUACCUGCCUCGCAUCGCUCAAGCCGGAUCCCUGCUCCCUUCUCCGCUGCCGAGGACGCGACGCGACACGAGGGAUGGCGAGCGCUUUGGACGCCUUAGUAGCAGCCUGUGGCCGGGCGCUGCUCCUGGCCGCGCUGCUCUCCCAGCUGGACCCCUGCUCAGGUAAUUCAGAACUGUCCACAGCAGUUAAUAUAACUUGGUCAUCAAUCAAUUUCAAAACAAUACUACAGUGGCAACCAGUGCCAACCAACUAUGUCUAUACAGUAAAAAUAUCUGGAAUCAACUCAAACUGGGAAAAAGUGUGUGUCCACACAAAAGAAACAGAGUGUGAUGUUACUGAUAAACUGGAGAAGGUAAAAGACACCUAUACGGCACACAUAGUGUCUGAAAUGCUUUCUGGGACAGAAAAGUUUGAGGAGCCGCCUUAUGCAAUCUCCCCAAAAUUCACACCUUACAAUCAGACUAAAAUUGGAACACCAGGGAUUCAAACUUAUGAACUAACUGACUCCAAGCUGAAAGUGUUGGUUGAAGAUCCACUUACACCAUACAGAUUUCCCAAUAAAAGCUUUAAAAGUAUCAGAGAGAUUUUUAAAAAUGACCUGGAAUAUACACUCUAUUAUUGGAAAGAUCAAAGUACAGGAAAGAAAGAGGCAACGACAAAAAGUAAUCAGUUUGAAAUAAGCAUUGACAAAGGGGAGAACUACUGCUUCUUUGUACAGGCAACUAUUCUCUCUCGCAGAGAGAACCGCAAAAGUCAAGAAAGCAAGGUGAAGUGUACCAGUGAUCAGAUAAACGGUGUGGCUGCGUAUGGAACCGAAGUGAUUAUUAUCAUAGCAGCUGUAGCCAUUGUAAUCCUCAUUGCAAUCAUUGGCUUGUCUGUGACCCUGUAUAAAUGCAAGAAAACAAGAGCUGCAAAGGAAAAAGAAACCAUGCCACUUACUGAUGUUUAGGAAAAACAUAAGAAGUGCCUUUUCUUACUACUUCAAAUGCUGCUGCAUUCCCAGACAAACACUUAUGGUACUUGUGGG
Chrysemys picta bellii (western painted turtle) is the source of this 1046-nucleotide messenger RNA. It is a transcript of the gene F3, whose product is annotated as coagulation factor III, tissue factor. Gene Ontology annotation, cellular component: plasma membrane. Gene Ontology annotation, biological process: cytokine-mediated signaling pathway; blood coagulation. NCBI's taxonomy places the organism in Eukaryota, Metazoa, Chordata, Testudines, Emydidae. The record is from RefSeq and is a predicted model, not a curated record. Gene Ontology annotation, molecular function: cytokine receptor activity; protein binding.